AGGCUAGAGGUUAGGUAGGAGGGGAUGUGUAAGUGUGCCAGGCAUCAGGAUUGAAAUGCUUAGGUUCUCUGGAGCCACAGGUGUGAUGGAUUGACUCACAAGUAGGUGUCUUCAACCUGGUGAUGAGCUGGAGGAGGUGAAUCAAGCCACAAGUUUCCUAAGGAAGGAGAAAGACACCCGGGUCAGCACCUGGAGAAACCCCCAAAUGUGGUUUAAUGGGGACAACCAAUGCUGGGAGCUCAGGUGAUGAUGCAAUAGGCCCCAUGUGUCACCAGGUGGUUAGAGGCAGAGAUCAGCACAAGCAGGACUGGGACGAGGGUAGGCAAGCAGCCACCACAGAGUUAAAGGACUUUUUUGCCAAGGCCCGGAACGGCUCGAUCCGUCUCAUCAAAGUCGUCAUUGAGGAUGAGCAGCUAGUGCUGGGAGCCUACAAGGAAUUGUCUCGCCAUUGGGAUAAAGACUAUGACUCCUUUGUGCUGCCGCUGCUGGAUGAACAACAGCCAUGUUAUAUCCUCUACCGGCUGGACACCCAGAACGCACAGGGCUUUGAGUGGCUCUUCAUCUCCUGGUCCCCUGACAAUUCCCCCGUUAGGCUGAAGAUGCUGUAUGCAGCGACCCGAGCAACAGUGAAAAAAGAAUUUGGAGGAGGACACAUAAAGGAUGAGCUGUUUGGAACAGUUAAGGAAGACCUCUCACUAAGUGGCUACCAGAAGCAUGUGUCGUCUUGCUCUGCCCCAGCCCCGCUGACUGCAGCUGAACAGGAGCUCCAGCAAAUCCGCAUUAAUGAGGUGAAGACUGAGAUCAGUGUGGAGAGUAAACACCAGACUCUGCAGGGCCUGGCUUUCCCGCUGCAGGCUGAUGCGCAGCAGGCCAUCCAGUUGUUAAAGCAGAAGAAAAUCAAUUACAUCCAGCUGAAACUGGAUCUUGAGCGGGAGACUAUUGACCUGGUCCAUACCAAUGCCACGGAGCUAGCAGACCUCCCCAGAAGGAUCCCCCAGGACUCUGCUCGCUAUCAUUUCUUCCUGUAUAAGCACUCUCAUGAGGGAGACUACCUGGAGUCUGUGGUGUUCAUCUAUUCCAUGCCCGGGUACAGGUGCGGCAUUAAGGAGCGUAUGCUGUACUCCAGCUGCAAGAGCCGGCUGCUCGACACUGUGGAGCAGGAGUUCUCCCUGGAGAUUACAAAGAAGAUCGAGAUUGACGACGGAGCCGAGCUGACUGCGGAGUUCCUGUACGACGAGGUCCACCCCAAGCAGCAUGCCUUCAAGCAGGCAUUCGCCAAGCCCAGGGGCCCCGUGGGGAAACGGGGACAGAAGCGACUGAUCAAAGGGCCAGGGGAGAACGGCGAGGACAGUUAGAUCCCAAAGGGCAGGAAGCUGGGUCAGGAACAGGCCUGUGAACUUCCGAUGGAACCCAGAAGGGUCGUUUCCAUGGGAUCCACGUCUCUACUUCUGAGCCUGCCCACUGAACCCAGAGAGGCUUUCCCUCCCCCUCUUCUUUAGUAAAAUCAUGAACACCUGGCUUCAUUUGGGGGGUGGGAGGGGGCAAAGAAUCUGGGGGCAGGGGUCUGUGGGUGUUUUUAUUUUCUUUCCCCCUCGCUCUUUUGUUGUGUAAUUCCUGAGCAGAAUGGUUGUUCUAGUCUGAAAUGAGGUUUAAACUGAUGCUCUUGCGACUUCACCUGCCUUGUGACCUGGUUUACCUGGUGCCUGCACUGUUUGAAGGGCUCACUUACCAAUAAGCCAUGUUAUGCAGCGGCCUUGGAAUUAAAUCCUGGUUGGGAUUGAUCUGAUGGUGAAAGCCAAAGGCUUUCCCCCUCGCCUUGAAUGUGUUGCUACAGACCUCUGCUCUCUGUGUCCAAGUCCCUAAAUCUUGACAACUCCCCUCUGUGGAACAGUCUCCUCAGCUAGCCUGUGCCCUGGUACAUAUGUGCCAGACGGCUGCUUCCCUGAGGAAGGGGCCCAGCAGCUCUACUGGAGUGAGGGAUCUGGGGAACAUGGGGCAGGAACGCUGCCCUGGCAUUCCCAAAAACAGUAGGGCAACUUCACCCUGAGGCUGGCAGGCUUGGCAUGAAUGCACUCAAGGGGCAGGUGGUCUGUGAUCAGUGACCCCCCAAGAGCAAUGGCAUGCUGCCUAGGUGAGUGAAAGCCAGGCAUUUGGGGGCGGAAAGGCUGUGGCUUGCGGUGAGCUGUUCUGUGUUUCACAGUCCAUGAUUUGCCUUGGAUUUGUGUAUCCAGGUAUGAAGGCUCCUCUUGUCACCUCCAUUUCCAUCCACUGGCUUUUCUGACAGAGCAGCCCAGAAGAAGCAACCCUCUGCCCUAGGUCUGUGGCACUGGAUUCUGCUCUACUAAAGACAUUUCAAGCUGUAUCCUACCUGUGAUGUGUGAAAUUCUCUGGCAGGCAGUUAAACCAAGUGCUGUUUUCCCUUUGUCUCAGGUUUGCUUCAUGACAGCUGAGUUGAGAGGACAAGGGAGGCUAGCCCUGAGCCAUCAACCCCUGCUGGCAGCUCUUCUUUGCCUGGGCUUUGAUCCUCUCGCAGCUCCAGCCACCUCACUAGAUCAUGGGUCCAGUGGAGCUGAACCCAGGCAGAUCCACUGGACCCAUGAUCUCCAGUACCUGGCUCUGGGCUGCCUCACCGUACCACACUGGUGCAGGAACGUAUCUCGUGACACUCCCAGCCCACGGCUGCAUUACCAUCCUGCCACCAAGAUCCACUCCUGAACCUCUGACACUCAUUCAGUCCUGAAUUCACUGUCCAAAGCCACAGGGACUUCUGUACACAGGGUAGCAACCCACAGCCAACCAGGUGUGCAUUGUGCAUCCCAGUCCACCCAUAACCUCAUUCAUCCUCACGUGAUGGUUUAACCUUUCGUUAUGCCCAGCAGUUGCAUCCCCAUCCUUCAUUCCAGCACUGCACUCAUCCACCAGGGUAGUGGGGGUAGCCACUUAUAGCUGUGGGCUACAGUGCACUGUCACACUGAUCAUUAACAGUGCGGCUUUGCUGGGCUGUGGGAACAUUAACAGCAGCAGGUUUAUCUGUUGCAUUCUGCACUCUGGUUAGCAGGGCUGUCCGUUCACCCUGACCGGGAGCGCUUGGUGCCUGAAAAAGACUGUUGUAGAUCCAUGUAAACCAGGUUGGGCGAAGGGGUGUCUAGGAAGAGGGUUUCCCAGGGACAGAGGUGAGAGCAGUGGCCCAUGAGGAAAAGUGAGGUGAGCUGUGGUGGUGAUGAGGAAGGAGCAUGUACUGUGCUGUCCAGGCCAACGUAUAUUAGAGUGUCAGGACAGUUGCUGGGAAAGGGGGAGAGUUGCAGUUUUUGAAAAUCCACCUAGUAGAUGUUUGUUCCUGUGGGUCACAAUAUUUAAUGCACACGUCAUUCCGGCCCCUAGGCAGCCUCUGAUUCGUCUGUUUGUAUGACAUCUGAGGGGACUCGGCCUUUUCUACACAGUCUGUUCCAUUAGACUCGAAGCCAUUGUUUAUUUUUGUUCUCUUGGCUGCCAUGGAAACUUUUGAAGGAGCUGUCAGCCAGGUUGAUUUUUGUGCAGCAGGGAUCGUCCCAGUCCCUGAGGAGGAAGAGUCUGGAUUGAGGUCAGCUCGUCCCUUCCUGGCAGGAAAUGGUGGUGGCUUGGUGUACAGCGCAAGACAGGGAGGUGGUGAGGAAGGGAUUUUACCAGCCCCCUGGCUCAGCCCAUCUUUCUCCGUGUUGCUAGGUUUUCAGCAGUCCUUUAGCCCCCAAGAGUUUGGCUGCUGGCCUUACCGCCUGGAGCAGAUCAUGGCAGCGUUGGGGCAGCCGACUUCCUGAUGCCCGUCAGUGGGUUAGGGGUAAGUCUUGACCUGGCAGGAGACAUAGGCAGUCAUUGCCAGGGAUUUUAGCUUAGGGGCCUCACUCACCUUCCCAAGCACAGACUAUCCAACAGGUCCCAGUCUGAGCUGGGUUUUCACCUCCCUGGCUUUUCAGUAGAACUCUUGCGUUUCCUGCCAAGAGUGAUGGGAACUAGUCAGCGGGAUUCUCUUGUGACCAAACCAUGAAAUAUCCAGCCAUGUGGGAGGGAGGGGAGUAUCCCUUCCUCCCUCUCUCUAGAGGUCAAUGGCUUUACAGACCUGGACUCCUGCUUUCCUCGUGAAGUGAUGUAGUUGCAUCUUCUGUGGCUCCUGUUCUAAUUGCACAGCCAUUGCUGACAUUUCUGGAUGUUGCUGAACUGUCCGCCUAUCUGUACCAUAGCUCUGUACCUUUGGGAAAGUUAUGUGAAAGGGUCCACAUAUAGGGUGGGUAUCCUAUGCAUGCAAGGACCUAUUCCACCCAUGUUUUAUAUUGUGCUGUGGGACACUAACACCUGCCAGGGCAUCCCUCUGCCACGGUGAGAUCCAGUGAAUAAGUGAUCUGUGUUAGUUCUGUCAAGGCAGGGGGUUAAUUUGUCAUAUUGGUGCCUCAUGUUAUCCCAUUCCAUCAGGAAUGUGCGCACAAUCCGCUUUUCAGGAGCUUAUAGUAGGCCAGGACAGCAAGUGCUGGAACAGCUGUGUUAGGAGAGUACUAGUCUCUUUCACUGAGCGAGGAAUUGAUCUCCACAUCCUCAUAUGGGCAUGGAGGGUUCAUGGAAAGUGUUUAGGAAGUGUUGGAUUACAUGCUUCUGGCCACCCUUGAUCCCAGGAAAAGACAUGGAGACCUGGUCAUCUUGUAGGCGCUAAGUAUAUCUGGGGUGAUGGUAGCUGUUGACCUAUUCACUGACUUCCGUCUCCUAAGUCUCUCCCCCGUUUUAGAAAAAAGUUAAUCCAUUUUAGAAAAGAGUCUACAGUGUAAACUAGAUCACCCAGACUGUAUCUAGACCUUAUGUUGUUUGGGCUCGUCAGUUAGUUUUGAUCCCAUUGUUGUGCUCUAUUGAUGCAAAAUAUUGUCAUGUAGUAACGGCAAAGGUCCAGAUCAAAUGUAGCUAUAGGACCUAUCAGAACUUCAGUGAGGGAAGAGAGAACCCGUAGCCAGCAUCAGUACUUCCCCUCCGCGCCCCGCUUGUUCCAUAAAGUAACCCCAUGCUUAAGGCAAAUUCUGGUCCUGGAGUAACUGGAAUCAUGUGGGAUGAAGGGGUAACCAUGUAGCCACUUUUCUCCCCCCUCUAAAUUUGUGCCUGGGGUGGAGUUGUUGACUCUGACCACCAGAUGUUUGGGAAAGAUGUCUGGCAGGCCUUGGGCAUGGAGAGUGUCUGGGAUCUUCGGAGGCUCAUUGAGGAACUUAAAGGAGUCAUGUAGCCUGAAGAUCGUCUGCCACUUCCACAAAGGGGCUGUCUGCAGUAGUUCCCUCCCUCACCCCCAUUUCCUUUGAGUUGAAGGAAGGACCACCUACCCCCACUCUGCCCUCAAGUUGCUUUUUUAGGGAGGGCACACUGAUGGAACUGUCCUGAGCUCCUUAGGCUACUGUGUAGAUGUCACAGCAGCCUUGGAGUCACAUUCUCUGAUCCUUCCCUAGAGAGACAGAUGGGGGGGAGAGUGGGACCACAGAGCUCAUUCCAUGAACUCUCUGCCCUCUGAAUAGCUCCAUCAGUCCCUACCAUAGGGCAGCUCUGUAGCCCUUCUGAGUCCCCUUCUACACCAGCUUAAACAUUCUUGGGGUUAGUCAGGCCAACUCAGAGCUGGCAUGUGUGGGAGCAGUGGGCUGAGGUGCUCAUUCCUCCUGCUAGGAUGCUAUCGGGUUGGUUUCUGUCCUGAGGAUGCCAAAUCUACGAAGACCUGGUUUCCAGUCUGUCCUGGGUGUCACGUAGGCCAUCCAGAUGUUGCUGAAUGGUGAAAUUCUUGGUACAACCAGCACCAAAUGGAAUUGAUUUUGAUCUGGGGGCUAUCUCAGCUGCCAACUGCAUGGUUAAGGGUGACUGGACAUGAGCCUCUUCCAUAGGAGGAUGGGGGAUUUCUCAGGGUUCUCUUGAGUCCUCCAGUGCCUACCCAAACGGCACACAUCGGUAGUACUGUGAGCUUGUCUACACUAAGGAUUUUUAGGGGGAAAUUCUCUACUGGUGCUAUCAGUCUUUACAGCUGCAGCAGGGGCAGCCCUAGGCAAGAUUCUGGCAGCUUCUGGAGAUUUUACCAGUAAGUCAUGGUGAUAAAAUUGCCAGGUCAUGUGCUAGAAGUGGCCUCUGCCUUAUGUGCACAAGAGCUGCCGCUGCGCAGCUGAACCAGCGAUAGCCACGUGGCAGACGUAGCCUGUGCGGGAGAGUGGGAGCAGGCUGGGCGGCAGUGUGGGUUUGAGCUUGGGCCGAGGAGAAGCAGAACACACUGUCUUCAACACUGUAUUUUCUAAAGAAUAAAAUAUUUUUAAAACAA
Chelonia mydas (Green sea turtle) is the source of this 6298-nucleotide messenger RNA. It is a transcript of the gene TWF2, whose product is annotated as twinfilin actin binding protein 2. Gene Ontology annotation, cellular component: myofibril; cytoplasm; actin filament. Gene Ontology annotation, molecular function: actin monomer binding; actin filament binding. NCBI's taxonomy places the organism in Eukaryota, Metazoa, Chordata, Testudines, Cheloniidae. The record is from RefSeq and is a predicted model, not a curated record. The transcript has 10 exons. The coding region runs from base 216 to 1355 and encodes 379 amino acids. Gene Ontology annotation, biological process: barbed-end actin filament capping; regulation of lamellipodium assembly; positive regulation of neuron projection development.